CAGAGUAUCAAAAUCCGCAGUAAUGGAGAGAGAGAGGAGUGGAUUUAUUCCACAGUGGUUGCUGUUGGCAGAGGCGAGAUUGAUUGAUUCGCUUGAGAGAGACUUCUUUUUUUUCUCUCUAAUUUAUCUCUUGUUUGUUCUUCCUACGAUUAAAAUGCUUCUGCCCUGUGAUUACGAAUCUUCCAUUUGCUGAUUCCCCAUUCAAAUCGAUGUAAGAGAGAUCGCAAGAAUCGAGGAACAGUAGAUGGAGCAGACUCCUCCGUACCCUCGACGAUUAAAUGUCAAUCUCAAAAAUCUUCCUCCAAUUAAUCCCCGCACUGGAAAUGGAAAUCAUCACUUCUCGAUUCCGGCCAAGUUUGAGAAAUCCAGAUAUAUUAGGCGCGUACCUCACUUUACGCCGCCGAAUCACCGGCCGGAAAUGAAGCCGGACACCGCUGGAGCUCUGAAUACGAAGACGAUUCCAGAGGCUUCGUCGGAUUCUUUCGUCGCGAAGAACGAGAACAGCCGGGAAAUAGCUUCCACUUGCAGUUGCGGACAUCGCUCAGCCAAAGAAGGUACUUUAGAAAAGAGAGCGGCAAAGUCCCUUCUGUUUGAGGUCUGCACUGCAAAUUACUGGAAACCUCCUCUGUUUGAAUGCUGCGAGGAAGAAGGGCCAAGCCAUGCAAAAAAUUUAUUUUGUGCAGGUUUAGGUUCAAGGUUAUUGUGGAGAUGAAGGGAGCUUGUGAUGCAGUUUUAGAAUGCUAUGGAAAUUCUCAGGCAAGAAAGAAAGUAGCAGCACAGAAUGCUGCAGAAGGAGCAUUAUGGUGUUUAAAGCAUUUGGGAUAUUCUCAUCUCUAAAUAUGUUAAAAAUGAUUAAUAUAAUAUUAUGUAUAUAUUAGUGACAUUUUAUUGAUAUUUUUUAUAUUUUGUCGAUUUUUCUAUUUACUUUUUAGAUAUCGAACUCAUUGAUACAUGAAAUGUAGAUAGAAUACUAUAUUAAUGUCAUAAUCCUAACCAGGUGUUAGAGGAUUAUAAA
Messenger RNA from Momordica charantia (bitter melon), 1015 nucleotides. RefSeq lists its product as uncharacterized. Lineage: Eukaryota; Viridiplantae; Streptophyta; Magnoliopsida; Cucurbitales; Cucurbitaceae. The record is from RefSeq and is a predicted model, not a curated record.